Pimephales promelas (fathead minnow) is the source of this 2048-nucleotide messenger RNA. RefSeq names its product opsin 7, group member a (gene opn7a). The record is from RefSeq and is a predicted model, not a curated record. Gene Ontology annotation, molecular function: G protein-coupled receptor activity. Lineage: Eukaryota; Metazoa; Chordata; Actinopteri; Cypriniformes; Leuciscidae. Gene Ontology annotation, biological process: G protein-coupled receptor signaling pathway; visual perception. Gene Ontology annotation, cellular component: membrane.
CACGUGCAUUUGCGCGCGCACACAGUCUUGCGCAAAAACUAAUUUGAUCACCGGAAGGUCUGAUCUCGCUUUUGGUCUCCCACGCGCAUCCCCACGACUGCGCGUGCCACCGCGAUGUGGGUCCGAACUGAGGAGCUUUAACGACUGAUCACGGAUAAAGCGGAUGAAUCCCUUCGGCUUCCCGAGGAGAGGCGAGGCUGACGGCUGUCACGAUGCGAGUACUGGACAACAGCAGCUUCCAGUCUAACAUCCCAGUGGCUGUUGACUUCACAGUGGGCGUGGUUUAUUCCCUUUUUGGUGUUUGUUCACUAUGUGGAAACAGUAUGCUGCUGUAUGUGUCCUACAAGAAGAAGCACCUGUUAAAACCAGCCGAGUUCUUCAUUAUUAACCUGGCCAUCAGCGACCUGGGCAUGACCCUCAGCCUCUAUCCACUCGCGGUCACCUCAAGCUUCGCUCACAGGUGGCUUUAUGGAAGGACAGUGUGUUUGAUCUAUGCCUUCUGUGGUGUUUUGUUCGGGAUCUGCUCUCUGACCACUCUCACUAUACUCAGCACUGUUUGCUGCCUCAAAGUCUGCUAUCCACAUCACGGUAAUAGGUUCAGCUAUGAGCACGGCCAUGUGUUAAUAGCGUGUGCGUGGGCCUAUGCUCUUAUGUUCGCUUGCUCCCCUCUCGCCCACUGGGGGCAGUAUGGUCCCGAACCCUACGGGACGGCCUGCUGUAUCGACUGGUCCUGGUCCAAUGACGACUCAGUUGCCCGCUCAUACACCACUGUGCUCUUCGUCGCCUGUUACCUGCUGCCGUGCAGCAUCAUCAUUGUCUCCUACACACGCAUACUGCUCACGGUCCGAGAGUCCCGCAGAGCGGUGGAGCAGCACGUGUCGGUGCAGACACGCAUGGGCAACAUCCAGGCAAUCAUAGUGAAGCUGAGUGUGGCGGUUUGUAUAGGAUUCUUUGCUGCAUGGAGUCCAUACGCACUGGUGUCUAUGUGGGCGGCGUUCGGCCGUUUUGAGGACAUCCCGCCCCUGGCCUUCGCCAUCCCUGCGGUUUUUGCCAAAUCCUCCACCCUGUAUAACCCUCUCAUCUACCUCUUGCUCAAACCCAACUUCCGCCACCUCCUCUGCAAGGACAUGCGCUCCCUGCGAGGGGUUUGCGUGCACCACUGCCUGUGCCAGUGUUUUCCCCGCCCAUCACUGGCCCUCAGUCUGCGGCGACGAGACCAAUCCAUCUCAGAUUCAACAAGGGGGCCCGUAGGUCCAUAUCACUGCCCUUGCGAGAGGUGUAAUGACCCGUUUGAGCAGUUUAAGCAGUACCCACGCCGCUGUCCCAUCAAAGUGAACACUGUGCAGUUGUCUCUGAAGGACAGCACUGAACCUGAAUUGGAGCCAGAACAAGAACAUAGAGUGAUAGAAGUCAAACCAAAGAGCCAGUCAAUGGAGUGUAAGAAGUCCGUGCGGGUGAUCGUGAGGGGGCGGAAAUGCUCCGAGAUUGACAGUCUGGAGAUCACCUUGGAAACAGUGCCUGCUCACUGCAAAGCUGCCAAUAACACCAAACCGUAACACCUGAGCCUAUGCACGGGUGUGUGUUUACACUCGUGUGCAUUCGCUUGCCUCAAAUAGACAAUAGUAAAUAGACUUUCACAUUUGCCUCAAUUUAAGGCACUGAGAACAAAUUUCUUUUCAAACUAAUUAUUGUGUGUAUUGACAUAUCUGCAAUGGAGUGCAAUGAUUGUUUUGUUAUUUUAAGUAUUUUAGGUUUCUUAUGGACAACUGACACAAUAUAUGCAUUUUUUAGCACAUUGAAUUUUUAAAUGAAGUGUUAUGCCUUCUGACCUUCCUGCUGAGGGAACAAACAAGUCGCUUUGAUAAACGUGUAAAAGGUGUGUACGUGUUGGAGAAACCUCCUUUCAAAUCUCUGUAAGUGAUAUGCUUCAAAUUUUGACAGUAUUGACGUCCAUGUUUAUAUUCAUUCACACUCACGAAUUAUCGGUAACGCUUCCUUUUACAGUCCAGUUAUCCAUGUAAAUACUAUGUACUUAUUUUAGUAACUAC